AUGGCAGUUUACUGUACCCUCUGCGCAAUUGCUAGUUAUGAUAGAUCGGAACUGAAAAAGAAAGUGAUCCAUGAUGGAAACUGCAGGCAUGUACUGUCUUCUCUCUCCAACUUCUACUUGAUGAAAUUCCUUGAGUCAGAGCCGAGGCUUGUGGAAUUACUGCAGUGCAUCGUGAAAAGUCAAUUCGGUCGCGCGCUGGACAUACUGAAAGAGAUGAAAGAUCGGUUUCUUCUCGAUCCUUAUCUGAGUCCUCAUGUUGACCCAUUGUAUGCUGUGAUUCGUGAACGUGCACUACUACAAUACCUGGAACCAUUCGCAUCAGCUGAUUUGAAUGCUAUGGCAAAUGUGUUCAGGACUGAUUUGAGGAGUCUCGAAAAUGAACUUGUGGCUCUUUGCGAACAAGGACAGCUUGCUGCUCGAAUUGACGCAGUUGGAGCAACCAUUCGCAUGGUCCUGACCGAUGAGCGUGAAGAGAAUUACAAGAAGUGGGUACUAGUUAUCCAUAUUCAAUAUGGUUCUUUUCUGUAA
This is a messenger RNA of Cylicostephanus goldi, 528 nucleotides long. The record is from the annotation of a GenBank genome assembly. NCBI's taxonomy places the organism in Eukaryota, Metazoa, Nematoda, Chromadorea, Rhabditida, Strongylidae.